Molecule: messenger RNA, 1404 nt
Organism: Knipowitschia caucasica
Lineage: Eukaryota; Metazoa; Chordata; Actinopteri; Gobiiformes; Gobiidae
Source: the annotation of a GenBank genome assembly
AUGCAUGUCUUUGUGUUGGCGGUGGUUCUUUACCUCAGAAGCAGCGGCUGCGGCGCGGAGCCCAGAGCCAAGUGUCCCUCACGCUGUGACGUGAGCAGCUGUCCGAGCCCCAGCUGCCCCGGAGGCUACGUGCCUGACCGCUGCCACUGCUGCCUGGUGUGCGCGCACACGGAGGGAGAGUCGUGCGGCCGCAAGGAUGACCUGCCGUGCGGAGAGGGGCUGGAGUGCAGGCACCCGUCCGGGAAGCGCCUCUCUAAAGGCGUGUGUCAGUGCAAGCUCAACUACGAGGUGUGCGCCACUGACGGCAAGACGUACGGCAACGUGUGCCAGAUGAAGAUGGCGAGCAAGAGCGCGCAGCAGCAGGGGGCCCCGUCCAUCAGUCUGCUGCAGAAGGGGCCGUGCGUGUCCGCCACAGGUCCCACUCAUGUGGCCAGUCCUCGCUACAAGUUCAACUUUAUUGCCGACGUUGUGGAGAAGAUCGCUCCGGCGGUGGUUCACAUAGAGCUCUUUCUGAAACACCCUCUGUUUGGACGGACCAUCCCUCUGGCCAGCGGCUCAGGCUUUGUGAUGUCUGAAAACGGGCUGAUCGUCACCAACGCCCACGUAGUGUCCAGCGCCGCUCAAGUCUCCGGUCAGCAGCAUUUAAAGGUGCAAAUGCAAAACGGAGACAUAUUUGAAGCCACCAUUAAAGACAUAGACAAGAAGUCGGACAUCGCCACCAUCAAAAUCAACCCGCAGUCCAAGCUGUCGGUGCUGUUCCUGGGCCACAGCGCGGACCUGAGGCCUGGGGAGUUCGUGGUGGCCAUCGGAAGCCCCUUCGCCCUCCAGAACACCGUCACCACCGGCAUCGUGAGCACGGCGCAGAGAGACGGCAAAGAGCUGGGCCUCCGCGACUCCGACAUGGACUACAUUCAGACCGACGCCAUAAUCAACUACGGCAACUCUGGAGGGCCGCUCGUCAAUCUGGACGGAGAAGUCAUCGGCAUCAACACGUUAAAAGUAGCCGCAGGGAUCUCCUUUGCCAUCCCCUCGGACCGGAUCACACGCUUCCUUAACGAUUCCAUGGACAAAUUCAACAAAGACACAAGGCAGAUGAAGAAGAGGUUUAUUGGAAUCCGGAUGCUAACUAUCACACCAGCGCUGAUAGAGGAGCUGAAGCAACAGAACCCAGACUUCCCGGACAUCUCCAGUGGGAUCUACGUGCACGAGGUGGUCCCGCACUCCCCGGCUCAAAAAGGCGGUAUUAAAGAUGGAGACAUCCUGGUCAAACUGAACGGGAAACCUCUGCUGACCACGACGGACCUCCAGGGGGCGCUGCAGGAGGAGACCGCUCUGCUGCUGGAGGUGCGGAGGGGAAACGAUGACCUCCUGUUUAACAUCGAGCCUGAUGUCAUCAUGCAGUAA